AAAACUGUUGUUGGGUUACGGUGCGUCGACAACUGUUUGACCUCCCAGAUUGUGGUCUCAGCUUUCACAUUGUCGUUAUCCUCACCAAUUAUUAUUUCUCUGGUCUUCACCUUUUCCCAGUAAAUAGUACUUCUUAGCUAAAAACAAAAUCCUACCAAAAGUUGAAAACUACAUCAAUGAUGGAUCCAAACGCUCCUGUUGUACCCCAAGAAAUAAGCACUGAUCAACCUGUUUUAUCAGAUGAGGAAAAUGCAAGGCUACAAGUUGAAUUGUCUCAGGUUGAAGAAGAAAUUCGUCUCCUUCAAGAAACUCUUGUUGUUAAGCAGCGCCGAUCUAACGAGAUAAAAAAGGCUCUUGGUUUUACCACACUUUCUACAUUGCAGUAUGACCUCAUGGAAGGUAUUCAUAAAUUGGAAGAUACAGAAGCAUAUAUCAAAACAAGCGAACUUUUAAGUAAAGCUAAAGAUAAGACCGUCAAUGUAGCCCAAGAUGCUAAAGAAAAAGUCGGGUCAACAAUUUCUGCUAUUCGGAAUUCAGAGGUUGUGAAAUCAUUGAAUGAUAAAGUUGGUUCUGCUUAUUCAACAGUUAAAAUACUUUGUAUGGAUAAAUUUACCCACCUACCAGCAAUUACAUGGAUUCCCUCCAAGAAUGGAAUUCGUGAUGUUAUAAUUCAUUCGACGUAUGGACAUUCACCAGAUGAUGGGACUGAAUAUGUUAGUAAUAAUAAUACCAAGAAAUAAUGUGAGAUUAUUAUUACAUUCAAAAUACCGUCCAUUCAUCGACUUGCAGUGUUGUCGCCAUUUCAAUUUUUUGUGUAUAAAUUAUUGUACACUGUUCUCAUUAUUUAGUUAAAUUUUUCCUUCAUUUUCGCCUGAUUCAAAUGCUACUUUUUUAUUCGUAUACUGACACAAUUCAUGUAUCCUAUAUACAAGAAAAAAUGGAAAAGCUAAUAUUACUGAUUAUUUCUAAUUGCUUUGAAAUACAACAUUAGUUGACAAUUUGU
This is a messenger RNA of Schistosoma margrebowiei, 1003 nucleotides long. The record is from the annotation of a GenBank genome assembly. NCBI's taxonomy places the organism in Eukaryota, Metazoa, Platyhelminthes, Trematoda, Strigeidida, Schistosomatidae.